Bipolaris victoriae FI3 is the source of this 1389-nucleotide messenger RNA. RefSeq lists its product as hypothetical. The record is from RefSeq and is a predicted model, not a curated record. The transcript is spliced from 3 exons. NCBI's taxonomy places the organism in Eukaryota, Fungi, Ascomycota, Dothideomycetes, Pleosporales, Pleosporaceae. Bases 1 to 1389 code for a protein of 462 amino acids.
AUGGCAGACCCUUUCUCAGUCACCGGUACUGCAGUCGGCAUAGUUUCUCUUGGCCUACAGACUUGCCAGAUUCUUUACAAGUAUUGUUCCGAGUUUAAGAGCUUCCCUCGCGAUGUUGAGGCCAUCCAACGGCAAAUCAGAGGCCUUCAAGGCAUCCUAGAAGGGCUCCGCGAGGUUAAAGAACAACUGGAAAUCGACAACCAUACGCCGUCUUCGCAAUUACAUAUGACAUUGAAGGAAUGCGAAGAAAUGUUGCACGAACUUAUGAGGAUGGUAGAGAAACGGAACCCCACUUCAAAAUUAGACAAUGUUCAAACUCAACUUCGAGCUGUGAAGGAAAGGAUCCUCUGGCCGUACAGGAAAGAAGAUCUCAAAGAGGUGCAGUCAUUGCUUACAAGGUUCCAAGAUAAUUUGGCUCUGGCUCUACAGUGUGUCGGCCUUGACGGCACGCUACGUCGGCUGAGAGGCCUACAUUAUGAGUUCAUUGCCCAACAACAACAGGCGAUUAUGGUGGAACAGACCCUCAAUAAAAAUACAGAAUUGCUUCAAAUGAUUCGUCGAGAUGUUGCUUCGCAAGGCCCUGAUCUGUCGAAGAUAUACAAUGAGAUCAUGAGCCUACGAGCUCAGCUGUUAGAAGACAAUGUAUUUGUGGAUAUUGGUCGAUAUCCGUUGGCGGACAGCGACUCGUCUUCUCGGAAGUUGAUCCUCACAUCGUCAUCAACAGUAUAUGCUUUCCCACAUGAAGAAGACUAUGAGCGCACAUCUCAGCUUUCAAAACGGAGUUGUUUCGUCCAAACUGGGAAGUCUAAUUCAUGUCACUGUCGCUCGAGACGGAAGCGGAAAGCUGAAUCCAGAAGAUGGUACAUGAUCCAGACAAAUGAAGCCUAUGAUCACCACGAAGACUGUCCUCGGUUCACACAUGGUGACUACACCAAAUCUGUUGCUUUCCAUUUUUCCAUGUACAACAGUCUGAUAAGGUUAUGCGUACAGGUAGGAUGGCAGUAUUCAAGAAAAGGGGGCUGGAGUUCACCAGCACCCGUGCUGAGAUAUCGGACUGUAGCUCCGCAAGACUCACCGGUGUUCAGACUCUUAGAUUACCAAUCCUGGUUCUGUGACUACGCACUUUCACACGAGGAAAACUGUAGCAAGAUGGCAAUCAUUUUCCCAACCAUUGCACCUAAACUUCAACAGGAGUUUGGAAAGGGUGCCUGCCCUACUCAUCUUGAUACGAAACGAAACGGAACUUUAUACGCUGUCCUUCGCUUCAUAGAAGGUACAAUGAGUUUGAUGGACUCAAGAGAGGAAUUCAUGAGAAUUGUGUCUGAGGUCAUUGAUGUGUGUUUCGACGCAGGUGUACCCUUUGACGAUCAAGAUGCCGCUAGACGGUAG